ACAGCUCAACAAAACCGGAUAGGGCUGUAGCUAUGGCAACUGGAAUUUUAGCUAGCUAGUCUAGUUCAAUUAUCACGGAAGUACAGUUAAUUCAGUAUAACAUAUCUUCGAAGGGAAAUAUUUACCAGCUGGAAAUUCAGUACUCAUUGCUACCCUAGUAACCACCGACUUGAGUUGCCGUAAACAAGUUAACUAACGUUAGUUAGUGACAAGUAAAUGGGUAUGGCUAACGUGCAUGGUGCAAACCGUGUAUUUCCGAUACAUUAUAUAGCUAGCUAGUCUAGAUUAAACAUUUGCUAAACCUGACCUUUUGUAUUAAUGAAUGCGUUAGCUAGCUACACUAACGCACCAUUGUAUCAACGUUGUAUAUCUGCGUUGGAUUUAAUGGACAAUUGUAUAAAACAGGAGUCCAACUGCUUUAGCUAAGUUUAUGUCAGUCAGGAAGACCAACAAACAUACGGAAAACAUAAUCUCUUCCGGAGUCACUGACUGUGGGCGAUAGAAGAACUGCCGGGUGAUCUUAUGAUGUCAGUUGUUGCCGGUAGUUAUGGUGUCUUUCACGGAAAUUCUGUGCCUCACGCUGGUGGCCGUCUUGUGGGGAGGCACGAAUCCUUUCCUGAAAAAGGGCACGGAAGGGAUUGAGGAAGUGAAAAAGACCAACGUCGUACUUCAGUUCUUGGGAGAGUUGAAGUUUCUGUUCCUCAACAUGAAGUACUUGGUGCCGUUCGUGUUGAAUCAGAGCGGGUCCGUGGUGUAUUACUUCACACUGGCAACUACAGACCUGUCCCUGGCUGUGCCUGUGGCCAACUCCCUCACCUUCCUGGUCACGCUCCUCACCGGGAUGAUCCUGGGAGAAGAGGUGGGAGGGAAACGAGCGGUCGUGGGAAUGUGCCUAACGACGCUGGGAGUCACGCUGUGCGUGGCCAGCUCCAUCGGCGAGCCCGGCGGCGUCUCGUAGACUUCCCUCGACAGCCGGGCUAAUCGCCAUGGCAACCACCAAUCACCUUCCUGCUCCUCGCCACCAAACUCAGCCACAGUGCGAGCCAGCAGCACGCGGGGAGGGAAGGGGCCUGACACUGUGGUGCACAGGGGUGUGUGUGUGUGUGUGUGUGUGUGUGUGUGUGCGUGCGUGCGUGCGUGUACCUCAGACUGCAGCACAGAGGGGUGUGCGUGUGCGUGCGUGCGUGUGUGUGUGUGUGCGUGCGUGUGUGCACCUCAGACUGCAGCACAGAGGGGUGUGUGCGUGCGUGUGUGUGUGUGUGCGUGUGUGUGUGUGUGUGCGUGCGCGCGCGCGUGUGUGUGUGUGCGUGUGUGCACCUCAGACUGCAGCACAGAGGGGUGUGCGUG
Molecule: messenger RNA, 1347 nt
Organism: Conger conger (European conger)
Lineage: Eukaryota; Metazoa; Chordata; Actinopteri; Anguilliformes; Congridae
Gene: tmem234
Product: transmembrane protein 234
Exons: 5
Coding region: 548-958 (136 amino acids)
Source: RefSeq, a predicted model, not a curated record